GCAACUACAACCCACUUUAGCAUAUAUAUACAUAUAUGUUUAAGAUUAUGGAACAAAAAGCAACCAUGAAUCAUCUUUGUUCUUGAUAUUAUUUUCAAGUAAUCUCUGUCGUGUUCUAAGCAAAAGUGCUUUGGUUUGGACGUAGCAGUUGAAGCUUUCCCUCUUUUCCACCUAAUAUUUAAUAUCUGAUGACAUCUUUGUCUCUAAUUUAUAAGGUGGAUGCUGACUUGGUCUCAUUUUGCUAGGAAUGUCCUUUCUCUUGAUAUUCAAGAUUUAACAUCCUUAUCAUCAUCCACUUUAGCACUAUUUGUUGAGCAAUCCUCUGAACAUCAAGAAGAGCAGCUAAAAAGAAAAACCUUGAUAUUGACGAAAUCAAAUGCAUCAUACAAUAGUGCUUUAUUGUUCAUAUGCAAACUUGUCUGUUCAUAAAGUUGAAUAAAUCUCGAUGUUUGACUUUUUCUUGAUAUUCAGGAGUGGCUAGGUGAAAGAUCAAAGGUGAGAAAAAAACUUAUAUUAUUUAGACAGCAAGAGCCAUCGGUUAUCCUUGGAAGAAAAUGGGUUCUUUCUCUGUGGAAGAUUUUGUGGGAAAUGGGGUUCUUAAGGAUCUGCUUCCCACUUUGCUGGAUGAAGGCUGGGAUGAUGUACCCACCUUGAAGGUCAUGAAUUCUGAGGAUAUGGAUGCUAUAAACAUGACACGACAACAGAAGGAAGCAAUUGAAAUUAGAACUUAUCUGCAUGAUAGAUCUCUGAUGCCGUAUGCAGAUAGGCUAGAGUCCACCGGAAAAUGUUUGCCUGAACUUCUAAGCAUAAGUGUUGAGGAUUUAACAUCUCAAUUCCAUAUGAAGAGAGGUCAUAUUGCACGUUUCCAUGAUAGAAAAAGUUCGUGUGUGGAUCCCUCGACCAAUAAGUUUGAUGCUCCUUUAGCAUCAACAAGCAUCAAGAGGACUUAUCAGUCUAACAGCUCAAAGAGGAUGCAAAGUAUGAGAAGCCGAAACUUUCAGGAUAAAACAGUUGAGCAAGCAAUGAGUGAAUUUAAGAUUGAAGACGGGUAUGAGUUCAAGGGGAUUGUUGCAACAGAACUAGCUGGUCAUAUAGCAUGUGGUUGUGUGCAACCUCCUCAUAUUGUUGAUAAAAUUGCUCCUUAUUCUGCCAUUGAAAACAUCUCCAUUCAGAAAUUAACUCCAGAGUAUAAAAUUGGAAUGGAGCGCUUGGUGAAGACUAAGACUCCCCCUAUGAAAGCAUCAUCACUAUGGCAGGAUAAGCCAGCCAUUAUCCUCUGUAUUAGACGACCUGGGUGCAUCAUGUGCAGAGCAGAAGCUCACCAGCUAUAUGCCAGAAAAGCGAUAUUUGAUGCACUAGGAUACCAACUAUUCGCUGUAAUUCAUGAACACAUAGAAUCAGAGGUGAAGGACUUCUGGCCCCGGUACUGGGGAGGCACUGUAAUCUUUGACCAAGGCAGAGGAUUCUUCAAAGCUCUAGGUGGUGGAAAGUUAAUGAAGGAAAAAUUCCUAUUCGGAUUUCUUUUCAACCCUCGGGCUAUAGCAAAUUAUAAGCGUGCAAAAGCAAUGGGAAUAAAGCAAAACUUCAAUGGAGAAGGAGAAAUUAAGGGUGGUUUGUUCAUUCUUGGCUCAUCAAAGCGUGGUAUUGCUUACCAGUUUAUUGAGCGGAACUUUGGGGACUGGGCACCUCUUUCUGAAGUUAUUGAGAUCUGUACAAAAAUACAGAGCCAGUCGCAAGCUUCAGGCCUAUCCAUCAAACCAUCCCAAGAAGAUAACCGGAGUUCGUCCCUAGUCUAAUACAAAUUCUCAUCUGGAUUUUAGUCCUCAGUUAACUGAAACUUUUCACGACACAAGAGAAGUGUUUCCAUCUUUCUUCGUUAUCUUUUAUCCGAUGUUCUUUAAUUAACCUGGAUGUUGCACAAAACUUCAAUUAUUACUAUGCCUUUCUUAUCACUUGACCGCCACGCGGGACAACUGGGUUUAGUUUGAAAGCAAUUUGCAGCGCA
Messenger RNA from Cucumis sativus (cucumber), 2005 nucleotides. RefSeq lists its product as uncharacterized. The transcript is spliced from 6 exons. The record is from RefSeq and is a predicted model, not a curated record. Lineage: Eukaryota; Viridiplantae; Streptophyta; Magnoliopsida; Cucurbitales; Cucurbitaceae. Bases 555 to 1796 code for a protein of 413 amino acids. Gene Ontology annotation, molecular function: antioxidant activity.